Molecule: messenger RNA, 609 nt
Organism: Cooperia oncophora
Lineage: Eukaryota; Metazoa; Nematoda; Chromadorea; Rhabditida; Trichostrongylidae
Source: the annotation of a GenBank genome assembly
AUGUCAUAUUCAGACGGCAGGGCGUCGUCCAGUCGUGGUUCGGGGAAUAGCCGAAAUUCGAAUGGACGCAACCACGUGACGCCUAUCCAUAUUCAUCAGGCACACAUGCCAACAAUGCCUUCAUUAUUACAGGUGAAGUCCAAGUUUGAUUCGGAAUGGAGAAGGUUUUCUCUGACGGCAGGAAGUCCAGAAGUGUAUUCAUAUGAUAGCUUUCGUGCUCUCGUAGAGAAGUUACACCAUCUCGAGAAUGUUCCUUUUACACUGUGUUAUAAUUCAGCUGGUGGAGAUUUGCUUCCAAUUACAAAUGACGAAAAUCUUCGCAAGUCGUUCGAAUCGGCUCGCCCCACUCUUCGCCUUCUUAUCCAGCGAAAAGGCGAAUCCUGGGAGGAGAAGUACGGUUACGGUACUGACAGCGAUAGGAGGAGGAAAGGUCUUUCGGCAUUGAUACCCGUACAGAAAGCUCCAAGAAGAAAUUACUCGAUAUCAAAUCCGGAAGAUUUUCGACAGGUUUCUGCCAUCAUUGACGUUGAUAUUGUGCCUGAAGCUCAUCGCAGGGUACGGCUUUGCAAACACGGUUCGGAUAGGCCUCUUGGAUUCUAUAUCAGGUAA